Molecule: messenger RNA, 1237 nt
Organism: Raphanus sativus (radish)
Lineage: Eukaryota; Viridiplantae; Streptophyta; Magnoliopsida; Brassicales; Brassicaceae
Exons: 8
Coding region: 149-1015 (288 amino acids)
Biological process (GO): nuclear polyadenylation-dependent rRNA catabolic process; exonucleolytic trimming to generate mature 3'-end of 5.8S rRNA from tricistronic rRNA transcript (SSU-rRNA, 5.8S rRNA, LSU-rRNA); U5 snRNA 3'-end processing
Cellular component (GO): cytoplasmic exosome (RNase complex); nuclear exosome (RNase complex)
Source: RefSeq, a predicted model, not a curated record
UAAAAGUCAAUAAUAACGUUCACGCCAUCUUUAAACCCUACCGGCAAGUUGUCACUGCUUCUUUUAACCUAAACCAAUCCAAAACUCGCCGCUACGGUUCGCCGGGGAACUUCAGAGUGCUGUCUUCUAUCGAAUUCUCAAGGAAGUAAUGGUGGGGGUUUCGUUUGGGGAGCAAAACUUCAUUAAAGGUGGGAUCGCUCAAGAUCUUCGAACUGAUGGUCGGAAAAGAUUGACUUACCGUGACGUCUAUGUCGAAACCGGUGUUAUUCCUCAGGCUAAUGGUUCAGCUAGAGUUAGGAUAGGUGGAACUGAUGUGAUUGCCAGUGUAAAGGCUGAGCUUGGGAGGCCAAGUUCUCUUCAGCCUGAUAAAGGGAAAGUUGCUGUUUUCAUCGAUUGCAGUCCAACAGCAGAACCAACAUUCGGGGGGAGAGGAGGUGAGGAGUUGUCUUCUGAGCUUGCUUUGGCUCUUCAAAUCUGUCUUCUUGGUGGCAAAAGUGGAGCAGGGGCUGGUAUAAAUCUAUCUUCGCUUUUGAUCAAAGAAGGAAGAGUCUGCUGGGACCUUUACAUAGAUGGCCUUGUCAUUAGCUCCGAUGGGAAUCUAUUGGAUGCACUUGGUGCUGCCAUCAAGGCUGCUUUAACCAACACAGCUAUACCAAAAGUCCAAGUUUCAGCUGAAGUAGCCGAUGAUGAGCAGCCAGAGAUUGACAUCAGCGACGAAGAGUAUCAACAGUUUGACACUUCCAGUGUCCCGGUCAUAGUCACGUUAACUAAAGUGGGGAAUCAUUACAUAGUUGAUGCAACAGCGGAAGAGGAGUCUCAGAUGAGCUCAGCCGUGUCUAUAUCCGUAAACCGGGCGGGACAUAUCUGUGGGUUAACCAAAAGAGGAGGGUCUGGUUUAGACCCGAGCGUCAUCCUUGACAUGAUCUCUGUGGCUAAGCAUGUGUCAGAGACUCUGAUGAACAAUCUUGAUUCUAAGAUUUCAGCUGCAGAGGCCUGUGAAGACGACGAGUCUUGACUUUGCAAUCCUUUUUGAGUUUUGGGGGAAUCAAAAGGCUCGAGAUAUGUUUGGAACGGUCAAAUGUUUGAAUCAAUCCUAUGUGUAUCUAAGUUAUAGAACAGUUUAGCUAAUCAAAACAAUCCUCCAUGCGUUCUAAUUUUCCAUGCUUUGUGUUAAAACUGUUUGUUUUGCUAACACUAAAUUUGUCUACAAAUUUAAAAGGGGGGGGUUACUUGUUAA